Molecule: messenger RNA, 1269 nt
Organism: Emericellopsis atlantica
Lineage: Eukaryota; Fungi; Ascomycota; Sordariomycetes; Hypocreales; Bionectriaceae
Product: ribosomal protein L21e-domain-containing protein
Exons: 4
Coding region: 298-780 (160 amino acids)
Biological process (GO): translation
Cellular component (GO): cytosolic large ribosomal subunit; ribosome
Molecular function (GO): structural constituent of ribosome
Source: RefSeq, a predicted model, not a curated record
AAAUCGCGAGGUUGUGGGGUGUAAUUUUUGGCGCUGAGCAGCUGCGGCAGGGUCACGUGGGGCUGUUAGCCGCAGCCCUAAGAAAUCCAAGUGCGACUCUUGCCCUACGACAUUCUGCCCUCUGCGAAAAAUAUCCUGGGAAAAUUCCUCGGAUUAACUGGUCUCCCGCCCGCACAAGCCCGCCGCCGCAGAGCAAAUCCACAACACCAAGUGAAGGCCUGAAGUUGCCAUCUCCACGCCAAAUUUGUUCACGACCAUCACGACAACUCCCCACGGCCACCAGACAAUACCGACGCCAUGGGUCACUCAUACGGAAAGCGUGCGGGCACCCGCUAUGCCUUCAGCAGGGACUUCCGCAAGAAGGGUAUGAUCAACAUGUCUACCUACUUGCGCCAGUAUCGCGUUGGCGACAUCGUGGACAUUAAGGUCAACGGUGCUGUGCAGAAGGGUCUCCCCUUCAAGGUCUACCACGGUAAGACCGGCGUUGUCUACAACGUCACCAAGACCUCCGUCGGUGUCAUCAUCUACAAGAAGGUCUGGGGCCGCUACAUCGAGAAGCGCAUCAACGUGAAGAUUGAGCACGUCAGCCCCUCCGGCUCGCGCGACGACUUCCUCAAGCGCGUCAAGGAGAACGCCCAGAAGAAGAAGGAGGCCCGCGCGAACGGCACCGUCGUCGAGGUGAAGCGUCAGCCCGCCCAGCCUCGCCCGGCACACACCCUGUCGUUGACCGACAACCCUCCCGAGACCCUCACUCCCCUGCCUUACGAGACGACGAUUUAAGGGAGAUUUUCGGAAAAACUGUGGUUCUCGCGUUCUUUUUCUUGGGGUGUUACGUCCGGAUGGGAAAGAAAUGAGCAUGGCAAGGGUCUGCAUUUCGAGGUCUAUAGGGAAAUAUGACCCGGUGACACUUAACAAGUCUGAAUUGUGUCUGGCGAAAGUGACUCGACGGACGGUUGCAUGAUAACAGACGAGACAUGAGAAGCUCGGCCCCUCAACAGAAUCUCUUGGGAAUCCCCCGUCGCAGCAGUGACCCCCAAGCAGAUGUGGCAAGAGAGAGAUGUGAUACGCAUCGGUCGUGACGAUGCGGCAGCUGUUUGCCUGCAAACUGCGUGGUGUGCACUUUGGGAGGCUAGGCUGUUCACAUCUGCCCGCAAGACGCUGCGUCGCUGAGAGUAGUAGACUUCGUAGAGCACAUUCACGUAAAUCAUCCCAUACAGCCUGAUUAUCGGCAGAGCGAACGCUGGAGUUCUAACUCUACUGAAUCUCGUC